Molecule: messenger RNA, 1584 nt
Organism: Protobothrops mucrosquamatus (brown spotted pit viper)
Lineage: Eukaryota; Metazoa; Chordata; Lepidosauria; Squamata; Viperidae
Gene: KCNK5
Product: potassium two pore domain channel subfamily K member 5
Exons: 5
Coding region: 1-1455 (484 amino acids)
Biological process (GO): potassium ion transmembrane transport; stabilization of membrane potential
Cellular component (GO): membrane
Molecular function (GO): potassium ion leak channel activity
Source: RefSeq, a predicted model, not a curated record
AUGGUAGAUAGGGGUCCUCUGUUGACGUCGGCGAUUAUUUUCUACCUGUCCAUCGGAGCAGCUAUCUUCGAAGUGCUGGAGCAUCCUCAUUUGCAAAAUGCGGCCGAGGGUUACAAGCAGAAAAAGUCGGAGCUCCUGAAAGAGUUUCCCUGUCUGGGCCAGGAGGGGCUAGAUAAGAUCCUGCGGGUGGUCUCAGAAGCUGCUGGGCAAGGAGUUUCAAUUGAUGCUAAUGAUACGUUUAAUUACUGGAACUGGCCUAAUGCUGUCAUCUUUGCUGCUACGGUGAUUACAACCAUUGGUUAUGGAAAUGUUGCUCCAAAAACUUCAGCUGGGCGACUUUUCUGUAUCUUUUAUGGACUUUUUGGUGUUCCACUCUGCUUAACAUGGAUCAGUGCUUUGGGGAAAUUUUUUGGUGGUCGUGCCAAGAGGCUGGGCCAGUUCCUGACAAAGAGAGGAGUAACCCUGAGAAAGGCACAAAUUACUUGCACAGCUAUCUUCAUCAUUUGGGGCAUUCUAGUCCACUUAGUUCUUCCUCCCUUGGUUUUUAUGGUGACUGAAGAAUGGGAUUACAUUGAAGGCCUCUACUUCUCAUUCAUCACCAUCACCACAAUAGGAUUUGGAGACUAUGUUGCUGGUGUGAAUCCAAACAUGAACUAUCACUCCCUCUAUAGAUACUUUGUGGAGGUGUGGAUCUACCUAGGCCUUGCUUGGCUUUCACUGUUUGUCAAUUGGAAGGUCAGCAUGUUUGUAGAAGUUCACAAAGCAAUCAAGAAACGAAGGAAAAAAAGAAAAGAAUCCUUUGAAAAUCACUCUCCCACCAAAAAAGCUCUUCAGAUGUCUAACACAAAAGAUAUCAACAUAUUCAGUUUCCUUUCCAAAAAGGAAGACAGUUACAAUGAUCUCAUUAAGCAGAUUGGAAAGAAGGCUUUGAAAACAAGCAGUGACAAAAUUCUCAACUCAGAGCAAACCAAGCCAACCUUACAACAUACCAAUAAAGAUCUCAAAGUGAUGUACACAAAGAACAAUAUGUUUGACUAUGACAAGGUUUCUCUUGGACUGCAGAACUAUCACGUGAUGAGGCAUUUGACUGACAAGCGUCUUGGGGAUAGCCCGGUUGAGGGCAACGUGUUUGUAAAUCAGCUGGACCGGAUCAGUGAAGAAGAAGGGGAAGCAUGGGAUUCGCGGGAUUAUCGACCUUUGAUUUUUGAAAAUGCCAACAUAACAUUUGUAAAUGAGAAUGAGGAUGAAGAGGACGACCUUUCAGAUGAUGAAGAAACUUCAAAGUCUUCAGUGGAUGACAAUCUUGCACAGGAGCCUCAAACCCCAGAGAAACUGGUGAAAUUUUCAUCCUCUGAUGAAUCUACUUUUACCGGUAAUGAGAUGGAGAUAUCAGUGCCUUAUGAACAGCUUAUGAAUGAGUAUAACACAGCAAAUACUGCCAAUGCUGCAACGUGAGAAAGGUGGGAGGGAGUUUCUUGAAAUCAUAUGAUGCAAAUUUUUAAUAGAUACAGUAAUGAUCUGAAUCAACAACCAUAAGUGAAGAAGAAGGAAUAUCCUAUGAGAUAUUUUCCGCUACUGUCUUCU